AACCCAAUUGAUUAUUUCCUUCCGCCCCUCUUGCCUUGCUUUGCUUCUUCCUCGUCCUCCUCCUCUCGAGCCUCCAUCGGCAUCCCCAUUCCUCCUCCCCCUUGCGAGACGGUCGGUCAAAAACAAAAUUCCCCAAUCCCCCCACCACGCCAACCAAUCCACAGAUCCAUCCACCCACCGCCAUGGAGUGCGAGCCCGAGGAGCUGCAGUUCCUGGGCGCCGCGGGCGUCUACUCCGCCUCCGCGCAGGUCCUCCGCGGCCCGCACCGCCCGCUCUUCGCCCGCAUCGCCGCCGCCUUCGUCCUCCCGCUCUCCGCCCUCUUCCUCCUCCACAUCGCCAUCUCCCACGCCCUCUUCCGCCACAUCGACUCCGACGACACCGCGCUCGACGCCUCCUCCCCGGGCUCCGACGCCCAGCGCCGCCUCCUCUCCCGCCUCGCCUCCGACUGGCUCGCGCUCCUCCUCUUCAAGGCCGCCUACCUCCUCGCGCUCCUCCUCCUCUCGCUCCUCGCCACCGCCGCAUCCGUCUUCUCCGUCGCCUCCCUCUACUCCGCCAAGCACGACGCGCUCUCCUUCCCGCGGGUGCUCUCCGUCGUGCCCCGCGUCUGGAGGCGCCUCGCCGCCACCUUCCUCGCCGCCUUCGCGCUCCUCUUCGCCUACAACGCCGCCGCCGUCCUCGUCCUCGUCGGCCUCCUCGUCGCCGCCGACAACGGCUCGGGCCUCGCGGGCCUCCUCGCCUUCCUCGUCCUCCUCGCCUACCUCGCCGGCCUCGUCUACCUCAGCGUCGUCUGGCACCUCGCCAGCGUCGUCUCCGUGCUCGAGGACUACAAGGGCUUCGCCGCCAUGCGCAAGAGCAAGGACCUCAUCCGCGGCAAGCUCCCCACCGCCGCGGCCAUCUUCUUCACGCUCAACAUCGUCUUCGCGGUCGUCGAGCUCGCCUUCCGCGCCUGGGUCAUCAAGGGAGAAUCCUCCGCGCCAACCAGGCUCCUCCUCGGCGUCCUCGCGCUCGCCGCGCUCUCCUGCGUCGUCAUGCUCGCGCUCGUCGCGCAGACACUCGUCUACCUCGUCUGCAAGAGCUACCACCACGAGAGCAUCGACAAGGCCGGCAUCUCCGACCACCUCGAGGUAUACCUCGGAGAAUACGUCCCGCUCAAGGCAUCAGACGUACAGAUGGAGCAAUUCCAGGUCUGAACAAAUACGUCCUGCAGCACGAUAUAUAUGCUUGCUUGCUUCCCUGCUUCAUCCAUCCAUUCGAUCCCCUGCUCGCUCCACCAGAUCCCUUUUCCUCCCUCUCCUGGCUGUUGGCUGGAUGAUUGGAAGGAAAUCCUUUCCUGCUUGUAUUUCCUCUCCUCCUCCAUCAGCACUAGCAUUAGCAUCAGCUUGCUUGCUUGUUGUAAUCUGUAACUUUACAUGCCAACAACGCCAAACAUAUCAUCAUGAACAUAAUACUUGUAGUACUUGUUAGAAUGGUAGUGGUAUAUUGGUUGGGGACAAGAAGAAUAAUCAUGAGAACUGUUCUCUGUACCUGUCUGUAAGGGUACAUGUAGGAUGCACUCACUGCUUUUAAAGCACAAAACAGGAAGACUGAACAUCUAUGAGUUGCGAAAUGGAGCUAUAGGUUAAUUUGGAUAUACUCAAUGUUUGUAUACACUUAUAAUCGACAAAUAGAUGUUUCAUUCAUUAUGAUCAGCAAUCGAAAUUUGGCUAAGGGAGGGAAUAAUACUUCUGCUUACUACCUUAAUAAUUAAUAUGUCCUGCUCUGAAUGCCUGAUUCCCCAAGCUGGCUAUCAUUGCCAACGGUACUUAAGUGUGUCUGUAUUCUGUAACUCUGCGCUGAUAUUUGUCAUUUCAACAUUGUGAAACUGAUGUAGCUAAUACUGAGAUCACAAACAUUGUGGUUUUGGUCA
Molecule: messenger RNA, 1906 nt
Organism: Panicum virgatum (switchgrass)
Lineage: Eukaryota; Viridiplantae; Streptophyta; Magnoliopsida; Poales; Poaceae
Exons: 1
Coding region: 183-1190 (335 amino acids)
Source: RefSeq, a predicted model, not a curated record